Molecule: messenger RNA, 3235 nt
Organism: Tachyglossus aculeatus (Australian echidna)
Lineage: Eukaryota; Metazoa; Chordata; Mammalia; Monotremata; Tachyglossidae
Gene: INTS6
Product: integrator complex subunit 6
Exons: 18
Coding region: 46-2718 (890 amino acids)
Biological process (GO): snRNA 3'-end processing
Cellular component (GO): integrator complex
Source: RefSeq, a predicted model, not a curated record
CUCGUCCGUCCACCAGCUGGGGCCCCGGGGUCCCCGGCCAGCGCUAUGCCCAUCUUACUGUUCCUGAUAGACACGUCCGCCUCUAUGAACCAGCGCAGCCAUCUGGGCACCACCUACCUGGACACGGCCAAAGGCGCGGUAGAGACCUUCAUGAAGCUCCGUGCCCGGGACCCGGCCAGCCGAGGAGACAGGUAUAUGCUGGUCACUUUCGAGGAGCCUCCCUACGCUAUCAAGGCUGGAUGGAAAGAAAACCAUGCCACAUUUAUGAACGAACUGAAAAACCUUCAAGCUGAAGGACUUACGACCCUUGGCCAAUCCCUAAGGACAGCCUUUGAUUUAUUAAAUUUAAAUAGAUUAGUAACUGGCAUAGACAACUAUGGGCAGGGAAGAAACCCCUUUUUCCUGGAGCCAGCAAUAAUUAUAACAAUCACUGAUGGUAACAAGUUGACUACAACCAGCGGAGUCCAGGAUGAGCUCCACUUACCUCUCAACUCUCCUUUGCCUGGAAGUGAAUUGACCAAGGAACCUUUCCGUUGGGAUCAGAGACUCUUUGCUUUAGUGCUGCGGUUGCCAGGUACCACAGCUGUAGAAUGCGAGCCGUUGGCAGGGGUGCCACCCGAUGAUUCUGCCAUCACACCCAUGUGCGAGGUGACAGGAGGUCGUUCAUAUGCUGUAUGUUCUUCGAGAAUGCUCAAUCAGUGCCUGGAGUCACUGGUGCAAAAGGUACAAAGUGGAGUGGUAAUAAACUUUGAAAAAGCAGGACCAGAUCCGCCACCUAUGGAAGAUGGACUGACAGAUACAUCAUCGAGGUCCUUCGGAUCUCAACCUUGGCACAGCUGUCACAAGCUCAUUUAUGUCAGACCAAAUCCCAAAACUGGGGUUCCAAUAGGCCAUUGGCCCGUUCCAGAAUCUUUUUGGCCCGAUCAGAAUUCUCCAACACUACCACCUCGAACAUCUCACCCUGUAGUGAAGUUCUCCUGCACCGACUGUGAGCCAAUGGUUAUCGACAAACUGCCAUUUGACAAAUACGAGUUGGAACCUUCACCGCUCACCCAGUUUAUCCUGGAAAGGAAAUCUCCUCAGACCUGUUGGCAGGUGUAUGUGAGCAACAGUGCAAAAUAUAGUGAGCUUGGCCAUCCUUUUGGUUACUUGAAAGCCAGUACGGCAUUGAAUUGUGUGAACUUGUUCGUGAUGCCUUACAACUAUCCAGUCCUCCUUCCCCUUUUGGAUGACCUAUUCAAGAUUCAUAAGGCGAAGCCAACUUUAAAAUGGAGACAGUCUUUUGAAAGUUAUUUGAAGACGAUGCCUCCUUACUAUCUCGGGCCCUUGAAGAAAGCUGUAAGAAUGAUGGGAGCUCCUAACCUCAUAGCAGACAGUGCAGAAUAUGGGCUUAGCUACAGUGUUAUCUCAUACCUCAAGAAACUGAGUCAACAGGCCAAAAUAGAAUCCGAUAGAGUCAUCGGAUCUGUUGGCAAAAAAGUAGUUCAAGAAACUGGAAUUAAAGUACGAAGCCGAUCACAUAAUCUGUCACUGGCCUAUAGGAAAGACUUCCAACAGCUGCUGCAGGGGUUUACCGACGACGUUCCUCGCCGACUUCUCGACCUAAACAUGAAGGAGUAUGCCGGCUUCCAGGUCGCCCUGCUGAACAAGGAUUUGAAACCUCAGACCUUUAGAAAUGCUUACGAUAUACCUAGACGAAAUCUCUUGGACCACUUAACAAGAAUGAGAUCUAAUCUUCUGAAGAGCACCCGCAAAUUUCUAAAAGGACAAGAUGAAGAUCAAGUGCACAGUGUUCCAAUAGCCCAAAUGGGGAAUUACCAGGAGUACCUCAAGCAGAUACCAUCCCCACUGCGAGAACUUGACCCUGAUCAGCCUCGAAGACUACACACGUUUGGGAACCCCUUUAAACUGGAUAAGAAGGGCAUGAUGAUAGACGAAGCAGAUGAAUUUGUGUCCGGACCUCAGAACAAACACAAACGGCCUGGAGAACCAAGUAUGCAAGGGAUCCCCAAAAGGCGCCGCUGUAUGUCCCCGCUGCUGAAAGGGCGGCAGCAGACCCCUCUUGCCGUCAACAAUCACAUUGGAGGCAAGGGGCCUCCCACACCUACUGCACAAGCACAACCGGAUCUCAUCAAGCCCAUUCCUCUUCAUAAAACUUCAGAAGCCACUAAUGAUACUGCAGUAGAUGACGUGGUUGAAAAUCAUGUUGCAGACCAACUGUCAUCAGAGAUUGCACCAAAUGCCCUGGAUUCUGAAUUUUCACCAUCCUCUUCUCCGGCCGGUGCCCUAGAACGACCAACCAAUCACACAGAGGCUUUUGGCCACGAUCACAUAAUAACUAAUGACCUUCCAAUAGUUGGAUUUUUGGAAAAUCAUGAGGAACCAAGAGGUAAAGAGCAGUGUGCUGAAGAUGAUUUACCGACAGCCUCACCCAACAAAGGCAAGAAACUGAUGCAUUGUAGAAGCCACGAAGAAGUCAACGUUGAGUUAAAAGCACAGAUCAUGAAGGAGAUUCGAAAGCCAGGAAGAAAGUAUGAAAGGAUCUUCUCUUUAUUGAAGCAUGUGCAAGGCAGCCUACAAACAAGACUAAUAUUCUUGCAGAAUGUCAUUAAAGAAGCAUCAAGGUUUAAGAAACGAAUGCUAAUAGAGCAACUGGAGAGCUUUUUGGAAGAAAUCCAUCGUAGAUCUAAUCAGAUCAACCAUAUCAACAGCAGCUAGAAGGAACUGGAACGCAAAUUCUUCCCUCCUCUUUCUACAAACACAAACUAUAAACGUGAGGAUUUGGAAGCGUACGCCCACGUUCCCUGCAUUUGUCUUUGCCACGCAAAAGACUGGCUCGAAUUCCCUACUUGACAUACAAACUGCAGCAAGUAUGUAGAUCCCAUUUCCUUCAUUGUUGUUUUAUUUUUUUAAUGUGAAAAAACCACCUCUACAAAAAUGAAAUUGAACAGACUUGGAAAAAAAAAAUAUUUCUUGCUUAUCAUUGACUUAGGUGUGUCAAUUUCCCUCAGGUUCUAUUUUUCUUAUCCCAAACGGUCACCUCUGUUAAAGGCUGACCUUUGCCAAAAACAGUUACUUUGUAAUAUUUGGGGAAAAAAAAAAAAGCACAUACAUUAAAACAAGGUAAUUUUUGUAUGUACAGUUAUUUUGGAUAUAUUGUAAGUUGUACAAAUGUAUUUUGAAGAAUAUUUAAAAAAAGCACUUUUGUUAUUCCAUCAAUAAAUGCUCUAUUUUA